Messenger RNA from Beta vulgaris subsp. vulgaris (sugar beet), 1332 nucleotides. RefSeq lists its product as hypothetical. The coding region runs from base 110 to 712 and encodes 200 amino acids. Lineage: Eukaryota; Viridiplantae; Streptophyta; Magnoliopsida; Caryophyllales; Amaranthaceae. The transcript has 3 exons. The record is from RefSeq and is a predicted model, not a curated record.
CAAAGUCAAAUUCAUUUCUCAAUCACUUGCAUAUUAUCUUAUCAAAUCUGAACAUCCUGUGAAACUAGAGAAAGAAAGAAAGAGGACCAAAUCGAAAGAAAUAAAAAUAAUGGCACAGAGAAAAGGUGUUUUGAUGCCCAUAAUUGCCCUUGUUCUUGGUGUUAUAGCUGUUGCUCUUAGUUUUCUUGCUUAUUCCCAAAGGAUUAAGGCUGAAGAUGUUGGUUCCAAAAAAAAUGGGGUUUGUGUUUAUCCAAGUAGUCGAGCAUAUGCGUUGGGUAUGGUUGCUGCUAUGUUUCUUUUGGGUGAACAAAUCAUAAUUAGUGUUGCUACCAACUGCUUUUGCUGCUGUGGACCACGCUUUCCUUCAACUUGUACUGCUAUUACCUCUAUAAUUCUCUUCGUCUGUUCUUGGAUAACAUUUGUGAUAGCAUACAUAGGAUUAAUAUACACAGCCAUGCACAACAAAAGCAGUUAUCUAGCAAAAGCAUAUAGUGGAAACAAUGGUAACUUCUGUAAAUUGGAAAAAGAUAAUUUGUUCCUUGGAGCUGCAAUUUGGUGCAUAAUUACCAUCAUUUUAGGUUUAAUCUCUUAUGCUUUCUGGAUGUGUGGUGCAUCCAAUAAAAACAAUAAUUAUCAAUCUAGAUAUGGUAAUUCUGAACAAGGAAUUGCUAUGGGACAACCUCAUACACAACUAGCAAAGGAACAAUAUUGAUGAUGUAAUUUAUGUUAAUUGGUUAAUGUUGUAUACCCAAAUCAAAUACUGCAAGAAAAAUUGUGUUUCAUCUUAGAAGUAUAAUUUUUCCCUUAGAAAGUUUGUUGUGAUCUUAAAGAUUACAUCUUUUGAGCUUAAUUACAUUGUGCCUAAUAUAUGCUGUUAUAUGUGUUUGCUUAAUUAAAUAAUUUGUAUUCUGAUGCAAGAGUUGAUUUGGCUUUUAAACAUCUAAGGGUGCGUUUUUAUCACCUAAAAUCUACCUAUCUAAAUGUAUUGAGCUUGAAUUUAACUUGCUUGAAUAAGAAGAUAUUCCCCCUGUUUUUUUUAUCAUUCUCACCUGGAAUCUUGUCACUAUUCAUGUUUAGAGAGAAUCUUUUCAAUUUUUUUCAAUUUAUAAGAAAUAAUAUAGUCAUGCGGGUCUUCUUUGAUUCGUCUCAAUUAGUACUUUAUUAAUGUUCAAUCGUUAUAUUUUUAAGAUAUUUAAGUUCGAAGAUGUGCAUUGGAAGACGUGUACAAAAAGUGAAAAUGAUAAAAAGAAAGUAGAAGGAGUAUUGUUCUUCAUUCUAGAUUAAACUCUUGUAACCUAUAAUUUUAAUGAUCAUAAGCUCAACUUGAUCGAA